GGAGAAUGCGUCCUGAGCUGCUGAGGGAUGAGUGUGACUCACAUCCUGUUUGCAGAUGCCCACGUGUUUUCUCCCGGCCAUGGGCCUUCAGCUCAGUUUGCCUCCCCUUCCAGCCCUUCUGAGGACCCCAUUUCCACUUUACCAGGGCAGCAAGCAACAAAGGGUGACUCAGUGGUGACCAAAUGAAGCCCUUUUUGUUCUUAACUGGAUCUCAUCAUAUUUUGUGCACUGUCUGGAUGGCAUUGCUUGUGAGGGCGGAGCUAAGACAACACUCCCAGUGCCUGUCCAGCUGUCCUGAUAUGGCCGGUGUUACUCUCCCAGGGUCCUGUUUAGAGUCAUUAAGCCCUCACACUGUGAUUUGACAGUGUAUAUGGCAUUUCCACACGGCCUCAUUUGAGCCUAACAGCAAAGCUGUGAAGUAGGCAGGGUGGUCAUUAUCACCAUUUUAUAGUCAGGAAGCAGGUGCAGAGAGACAGCAUUAAGGUGUAAUCCUGAGAUUGCUGUUUCCUUCCCCUCCCUGAGCCUUGUUUUCUCAUCCUUAAAAUUAAGACUGGAGAACUCGAUGGUCUCUAAGGAUCUUUUCCGUUCAGUGUGUAAUUCCAUCUAUGAUCCUGGAAUAGGGCAUUAAAGCCAGUGGUGGAUACCCAAGACCGUAACGAAGCGCGCCCAUGGGGAUGGGAAAGUGGGAAACUGUGCCAGUUGUGAGGAAUGCCUGUCCUUCCGGACAGGUUUCCUGCAGGAGGCUCACGGGUGGUGGCAGCAAGUAGGAGUCACACAUGCGCUGUCCGGAUUCUGCAGGUGACCCGUGGCUUAGUUACGGGGCGUGGCCCCACCGUAUCCAACAUGGCAGCUCCUAUCUGGAGAAACCCCACUCCCACUUCCGGGUUCCGUACCGCUGGCCAGGCUACUUCCGGCAGCGAGGUGGCUGGGUUCCCGGGACUCGAACGGAAGUUCCGGCGGGGGCGGCCGAGGGGGAAGAGUGUGUGUCUGUGCCGGAGAAAGAGGAGACUCGCCGGAGAGGUCUUGAACCCCCCAGGGAGUGGAGAGUGUGGUCAAGCGGGGACCCAUUGGGAGUCAGUGGGCAGCAGCAGCAACAGGCCCCAGCCGUGGAGCCCUGCAGUGUAUGUGUGGUAACACCAUGUCUGUGCCCCUGCUCACCGAUGCUGCCACUGUGUCUGGAGCUGAGCGGGAAACGGCCGCGGCACAGCUGGGCUGACGCCCUCUCCACCAUCCGGCUCCCUCACGUCAAAUACAUCUGUCCCCAUGCGCCUCGGAUCCCUGUGACACUCAACAUGAAGAUGGUGAUGCCCUCCUGGUUUGAUCUGAUGGGGCUGAGUCCAGAUGCCCCAGAGGACGAGGCUGGCAUCAAGAAGGCAGCAGAGAACAUCAAGGCCUUGAUUGAGCACGAGAUGAAGAACGGGAUCCCUGCCAAUCGUAUUGUCCUGGGAGGCUUUUCACAGGGUGGGGCGCUGUCCCUCUACACGGCCCUCACCUGCCCCCACCCCCUGGCUGGCAUUGUGGCAUUGAGCUGUUGGCUGCCUUUGCACCGGGCCUUCCCCCAGGCAGCCAACGGCAGUGCCAAGGACCUGGCCAUCCUUCAGUGCCAUGGGGAGCUGGACCCCAUGGUUCCUGUACGGUUUGGGGCCCUGACGGCCGAAAAGCUGCGGUCCGUUGUCACACCCGCCAGGGUCCAGUUCAAGACUUACCCAGGUGUCAUGCACAGCUCCUGUCCUCAGGAGAUGGCAGCUGUGAAGGAGUUUCUUGAGAAGCUGCUGCCUCCUGUCUAACCAGAGUUGCUGGCCUCCAGCGCAUCCCCCACCUCAUGGGGGACCCAGCACGUGCGGCACCAUCUUGGAUCUGAGCCGGUCGAGCCCGUCCCCACCCUCCCUGACCCGUCUUCUUCCCACAGGCCUCUGGGGCAGGCGGGCCGAGGCCUGGCCAGGCCCUGCUUCCUGGCCUCAGCCACCUGGCUGUCUGCAGCACGGGGUGGGCUGCUUUCUUAUCCCAUUUCCCUGGAGGUGGGCCCCCCUGGCAGCAGUAUUGGAGGGGCUGUAGGCAGCGGAAGAAAGGGGCCUAGCCGCUGACCCACUCACUCAGGACCUCACUCACUAGCCCCGCUUUGGGCCCCCUCCUGUGACCUCAGGGUUUGGCCCAUGGGGCCCUCCCAGGCCCCACCUACCACCUCCCACCCCAACUGAUUCUGCCCAGAUAAUCGUGUGUCUCUCCUGCCUCCACUCCAGCUGCUUCUCAAUCAUGAAUGUGUCUGUGGCCCCAGGCCCCCUUGCUGCUGUGGGCUCCCUGCCCCUGGGCAGGAGUGUUGGUGAGGGGGCGGAGUCCUUCGAGGGGGUCUUCCCUCAGCCGUUUCUGACUUGGGGCUGGGCCCUGCCUCCCCAUUACCCUCCUCCCCCGCAGGCCUGGAGCCUGCAGGGCUGCACUGAGGCUCAAGGUCUCCCCCAGCUGUCUCACCCCCACGCUGUCCCCAGGGGGUGGUGGGGGAGGAGUUGUGUCUCGUCUUCUGUCUCCAUGUGGUUUUGGGUGUUUUUCUUGUUGUGUCCUGGAUUCCGAUAAAAUUAAAGAAAUUGCUUCAACUCUUA
Diceros bicornis minor is the source of this 2594-nucleotide messenger RNA. RefSeq names its product lysophospholipase 2 (gene LYPLA2). Gene Ontology annotation, cellular component: cytoplasm. The transcript is spliced from 10 exons. The record is from RefSeq and is a predicted model, not a curated record. Gene Ontology annotation, biological process: protein depalmitoylation. NCBI's taxonomy places the organism in Eukaryota, Metazoa, Chordata, Mammalia, Perissodactyla, Rhinocerotidae. Gene Ontology annotation, molecular function: carboxylic ester hydrolase activity; palmitoyl-(protein) hydrolase activity. Bases 777 to 1787 code for a protein of 336 amino acids.